Varanus komodoensis (Komodo dragon) is the source of this 936-nucleotide messenger RNA. RefSeq names its product olfactory receptor 13A1-like. The coding region runs from base 1 to 936 and encodes 311 amino acids. The transcript has a single exon. NCBI's taxonomy places the organism in Eukaryota, Metazoa, Chordata, Lepidosauria, Squamata, Varanidae. Gene Ontology annotation, biological process: G protein-coupled receptor signaling pathway. Gene Ontology annotation, molecular function: olfactory receptor activity; G protein-coupled receptor activity. The record is from RefSeq and is a predicted model, not a curated record. Gene Ontology annotation, cellular component: membrane.
AUGAGGAACUACUCUGCCAUCACAGAGUUCAUCUUGGUGGGUCUUUCCAACUCCCCUGAACAUCAGCCGUUCAUCUUCGGGCUAUUCACUUUCAUCUAUUCAGCAGCGCUGGCAGGCAACUGUCUCAUCAGCCUCGCUAUCACUUGUAGCAGCAGACUCCAUACCCCAAUGUACUUCUUGCUCAUCAAUUUGUCUGUAGUCAAUGUGUGUUCUAUUUCUAUUACAGUCCCCAAAAUGCUGCAAACAAUUUUGUCACAAAGGAAGAGUAUUACACUCGCAGGUUGCAUUGCACAGGUGUAUCUGUUUGUCUUGGCUUUGGGGAUUGAACUCCUGCUCCUUGCAUUCAUGGCUUUUGACCGCUAUGCUGCAAUCUGCCAUCCUUUGCAGUAUGUUUUCAUCAUGAGGAAAGAGUUUUGCCUUGGAGUAGUGGCUGCAUUGUGGCUAAUAGGCAUGGCCAAUUCUGCAGUCCACACAGGACUUGUACUACAGCUUUCCUUCUGCAAUUCCAACAUCAUCAACCAUUUCUUCUGUGAGCUGCCACCAAUGUUCAAGAUCUCAUGCUCAGACACAAGUUUGAAUGAAACCAUGGUUUUUACUUCUUCUGUUAUCGUUGCAAUAGGUAGUUGUACACUGACAUUAACAUCUUAUUUUUUUAUCCUAAGAACUAUCCUCAGCAUCCAUUCAACAGAAGGGAAGAAGAAAGCCUUCUCGACAUGCUCUUCUCAUCUCUUGGUUGUCAGUUUUUACUACUCCACAAUCAUCUAUACUUUCCUUCGACCUGCCUCAGCCUACUCAUUAGAGGAGGAUAAAGUCAUUGCUAUCAUUUACUCAGUAGUAACCCCUGUAAUCAAUCCACUCAUAUACUCUCUGCGAAACACUGAUGUUAAAGAGGCUCUUUCAAAUCUAAUACUUAGAAGACUUUUUCAGAGAAAUUAG